AUGAACGGUGGCAGAUUUGACUUUGAUGAUGGCGGUACCUACUGCGGGGGUUGGGAAGAAGGCAAAGCUCACGGGCAUGGUGUUUGCACGGGUCCACAAGGCAAAGGUGAAUAUGCCGGAGCUUGGCAUUACGGUUUCGAGGUAUCUGGGGUUUAUACAUGGCCGUCUGGGAAUACUUACCAAGGGCAAUGGCAGAAUGGGAAACGCCAUGGGCUCGGAGUCGAGCAGCGCGGUCGUUGGAUUUAUAAAGGUGAGUGGACUCAAGGAUACAAAGGCAGAUAUGGACAUCGGUUGUCGAUAACUUCACAAGCUAGAUAUCAGGGUACCUGGUCCGCAGGUUUUCACGAUGGUGCUUAUCAAGGACAAUGGUUACGUGGUAUGCGACAUGGAUAUGGUAUCCGGAAAAGUGCUCAGCAUAGUGUAGCAGCUAAAUUCCGAUCUCGGUCACGUACUAAUGCAUCCCUAACUUCACUGAGAUCUGAGUACGGCGAGGGUGAGGAGAGCGAGAAGAAGAAUUAUGAUGAAACAAACGAAAAUCGAGGUGGCUUUGUGCUGAAAGCUUGUAGUAAAGCUCCUACUAGACGUCGGUCUCUUUCGGAACGCUCAUUGGCUGUUAAGCGAACGAUCCUAAGUGGUUUACGAAUCAAAAAACAGCAUUCAACCGGUGAUAUACAUCAACAUGUCACUACCGGAAGUUUAAGAUCAAGCGGUAGCACCGUCAGCUGCACAUCAGAUGAAUCGGAACAUCGGCAAGGACGGGAGAAUCUGGUCGUGUCUGAAGAAAAGCAAAUUGAGCCGAAUACGACUGAAAUUUACAAGGGUGAGUGGAAAAAUGAUAAACGAUGUGGAUUUGGUGUUGGUGAACGAAGCGAUGGCCUGAAAUAUGAAGGGGAAUGGUUCAACAAUCGAAAAUGUGGCUAUGGGAUUACAACGUUUAGAGAUGGCCGGAGAGAAGAAGGAAAGUACAAAAAUAAUGUAUUGAUAUGCUCAAAUCGUAAGAAAGGGUUGCUGUUUGUACGCUCAUCAAGGUUGAAAGAACGUGUUGGAAAUGCUGUUGAAGCUGCCAAUCGUGCUGCCACUAUUGCUCAACAGAAGGCAGACAUAGCUGUAUCACGAACAACAACAGCUAAGGAACGCUCUGAGCAAGCCGACUAUAUAGCACUACAAGCUCGUGAAGAUGCUGAUACAGCUAGGAUGUGUGCGAAACAAUUUGCUCCAGAGUUCAGGCAACCUGGUACAGAGGCGAUUCGAGUUCAGAUGAACUGCCUGCAACAGCAGCAUAAUACUACUACUACUACUACUAACACAAACCAUGUCUCUUUCGAUUCACCACCCACUUCCAAAAGUUCCCAUGAAUCGCGUGACCUCACCGAUGAAAUAGUCGUCUUGAAUCCUCCUUCUUUACCAGGUGCCACAUCGGAAGUCAUUUAUUCACCUUCGCAACAAUCGCACACUCCAGGCGGUACAUUAUACCAACCUCAGCAGCUGGUCAAUCUAGGUUCCUAUCAGCAAGGAAUUGUGGCUAACUCAGAUGUUGAUUACAUAUCUUCAUCAUUUCAGCAGCACCAUCAGUCCAAUCCUGGUGCCUAUCAGAGUAGUUCUGGAUUUCAGACUAGCAGUGUAACAUCAAUCUACCAGCAACAGCAACAAUCACAACAGCAGCAGCACAAUGUUAAUUCAGUUGGCUAUGCGGGUCAGCAACAAACUUCCACAUUUGGUUCAACUUCAUAUCAAAUGUUGCCAAAUGUUUCUUCACAUAAAGUUGCUGGCGGCUAUCAGUCCAACACUCAGCUCCCUGUUAUUUCGGGUACACCUCUACCGGUUGUUCAUGUGCCCUACGUUUCCUCUUCAUCAUCGUAUCACGCAAAUGCAGUGCCUCAUCAUAAUUUCAAUGUAUCACAUCUAUAUCAGCAGAAACAGCAACAGAAUUUGCUUGCUUCAUACCCAGGUACAGGAUUUGCAAUACCAGAACAGCAGUCGUUCAUCUUGCAUUCCGAUAUAACCUCUUUAGACCAACCGAAUAAUACGACUUCUAAUAUUGCUGGUGAAUUACAACAGCGUCAGUUCGGCAGUGGCACUAUGGAUCCACGUUCCAUUGAAAAUAUCAGUCCAGCAUCUUCCAGAAGUUUAUUACAGAAUUUAUAUAGGCGUUCGACUUUGGCGACGGCUAGUGAUAAACGAUUAGAAAAUGUAGUGAGGCGAGGACGAAGGGGUAGCGGUGGUGAUGAUGAAUUCGAAGAGGCUGAAGGACGAGGCUCAUUGCCAAAUCUAGUCGAACUUAAAGUAACUGGAGUGCAUCUAAGGAGAGAGGAAGCGGCUCGACUUGCUUCGCAACAACGCCAAGAAUUGCAACGCCUUCUUGAGGAAGAACAGUUGUUGCGUAGUAAUCCUCUUCGGUAUUUAUUCCAUCCUGCUUUAAAGGCGUGGAUAAUACGAUGGAAAAUGCCGCUCGUGCUUUCGGUGGCCAAUAUUUUCCUAUUAAUGGUCUUCUAUAAUCUUCUCACUUACGAAAAACGAACGCGUGAACGCCGAUGA
This is a messenger RNA of Brugia malayi, 2535 nucleotides long. RefSeq lists its product as uncharacterized. Gene Ontology annotation, cellular component: junctional membrane complex; plasma membrane; endoplasmic reticulum membrane. The transcript has 10 exons. NCBI's taxonomy places the organism in Eukaryota, Metazoa, Nematoda, Chromadorea, Rhabditida, Onchocercidae. Bases 1 to 2535 code for a protein of 844 amino acids. The record is from RefSeq and is a predicted model, not a curated record.